AUGCGUUUCAGUUUAACCGUUGUCCAAGUCUUCCGCAUUCUGAAUGGAAUUGAGAUUGCUGCGGCAUGUGUGAAUACGAUUUGCUCUGUUUAUUUUGUUGCCCGAACAAUCAACUUAUCAACUCUCAAUAUUAACUUGCGGCUUAUCUUGGUGAGCUUUAUUUUUUAGAUGUUCGAAUUACAGAUGUGGCUGAUUGUAAAAUAUGGGAUGAAUUGAAUUUUUAAAGUCAGAUCUUUAAUCUGCCGUUUAGAUGCUCCUAUCUUUGUAAAAAUGUUUUUUAUGUGCAAUGGCGGACUCGAUCAAAAGGAAAACAACUUUGAUUAGGAAUUAGCAGCCGUCUUUACAUUUUUUAUAAUAUUUUUUGUGUUUCUAGCUAGCUAUUUUUUGCCAUAUUUUUCCAUACAACGAAUUCCAUUUCCAGAUGGUAGAAACCAUUCUAUGUGUGUUCGUUUCGCUUGUCCAUUCCACCUCGCAGAUUACCGACGAGUCUUGGUACAGUAUCGAAAAGCGUCAAUAUUUGGCCGCCCUGAUUUUUUACGUCACCUUGCUUGCAGCCCAGGUGGCAGCAUUUAUGUUCGAUGCCAAAUACAUGUUGAUAGCCAUAGAGAGGACAAUUGCUUUCGAGGACCGGCGACGUUACGAGACAAGGGGCGGAGAGGUGGCACGGAAGUAUCUGUGGAGGACUGUAGGUUACAGCGUGUGUACGUGUAUAUAUUUAUAAAUAUGUAAAAGGCCAUCUUUUUAUCCUUUGAGACUGUAUUUUAAAUUGUAUGUUAUAUUCUCAGCAGGAACAAUACGCAACAAGCCAAAGGUCAAGAAGGUACUUUGGCGCAGUUUCUUUUUUGGUUUUGCGUUGCUGCCUGUUGUUUGUAGGCUUGUCUUCUCCACGUUGUAGUAAUAAAUAUACUGUGGGGAAAAGGAUGUUUUUCGUCAUACCCCACGACUAAAAAACGCGCUACAACUUUUCGGCUGAACGUUGGGUCUCCUCGGUUGGUCGUUGGAUGUAAGCACGGCGGAUGCUAAGAGAACGCUUUCAAUCAAUCAACGAAUCAAUAAAUUUUUUGAUUCCUUCUAAUAGGGAAAUUAUCCAUCUAAGAUUGUCCAAAAACUCUUAUUUAAUUAAGUACUUCAUUUCUGACUCCAGGACAAUUUCAGUUUUUUGUUGUCACUACUUUGACCGUGCUAAAAUGCAUCAUCAUCUACUGUAAAAAUCCUCAACUUCAAAUCGAUGCUCGGCUCCGUAGAACGUUGAUUCUCGAGUAUGAUUACGAUUGGGCAGGCCCUUCUUACUUCUGCGCUUGGCUUGCCAUUCCAUACAGUAUUUACGUAAGAAAUUUUUAUUAACACUUGACGCGUUAGAUAUGUUUAGAAAUUUUACAAGCUCCACCAAAUGACAAAUAAAAACACGGCAUUUGAAAGUCUCAGCGCGAUGUAUGAAGUUCGGAGGAUAAGGAUGACGUUGGACUACAUGAAAAGAUUGAUAUCAGUGUUUGUCGGAACUCUAUUGUUCUGCGGCUUCGUUACGUUUCUUCAGUGGUACUUCCAUAAUAUUAAGAAAGUAGCAGAUUACAGUUAUGAAAUGAGAUGUACAAGCAGUGUAAGUGUUUUUUGACCAGUGAGAUGUAAAAUAUGAAAUUGAUGAGAAUAUACACCCAGCAAGUGGCCUAUGUUUUUUGCGUUGGGUAAUGGACUAUAACCAAAGAUCGUAUGAAUGUUUUGCCAGCAUUUAAAGGGUUUCCAGGCAUCAGAAGAGAAUUUGUGGGCUAACACGCAAAUUGGGGCUAGUUUGCAAAAAAACUGAGUCUAUAACCUUCGUGUGCAGCGCAAUUAGAUUUUUCAAAUAACAUUCUUUAUUAUCAACACAAUCUAUUACUUUAUUUCAGCUUGUCUACACAAGCUUUUCUAUCUACAAUUUGAUCUGUACAUACUAUUUGGUCCACGAGUUCCCCCAAUUCCAACGAAUUGUUCAUCGCGACUUCCGAAUUCUCCGCCGGAAUUAUGUUGAAGCCGCUCCAUUGCCAACAACGGACAGAAAUCAAACUGAAUUGUAUUUCAAACAGUUCUCUGCCAUGUGGAAUAAGUGA
Molecule: messenger RNA, 2084 nt
Organism: Bursaphelenchus xylophilus (pine wood nematode)
Lineage: Eukaryota; Metazoa; Nematoda; Chromadorea; Rhabditida; Aphelenchoididae
Source: the annotation of a GenBank genome assembly